AUGCGGUACCGUCGUCACCCCAACCGCGAGGUGGUGCGGCAGGAGGCCGCGGCGUUGGAGGCGCUGCUGGAAAAGCACGAAAGGCGGCAGGAAACGCUCGUCGCCGCGCGUGAACGGCGGCGUGAGGCGAGGAAGGAAAAUCUGCAAGUGAAGCAUUUCGGGCGCCAUUACCACACCCCGCUUGUUGUAGACGUUUUGCCUACUGAAAGUCUCGUCGGAUCACUUCGGCAUAUGAGCGGCGGCACGGUGCAUCCGGUGCUGGAACGGAUGAAGUCGCUUGAGGAACGUAACUUGAUUCCUGCGCGAAUGCGACAUAGCUACAACAAGCGGAAGAUACUCAAGCCUAAAGGUGAGUUGCGGCUUAAGAAGGAAACUUUUGGGGUUCUUCCGGAAACGACUUUUUAG
Molecule: messenger RNA, 405 nt
Organism: Phytomonas sp. EM1
Lineage: Eukaryota; Euglenozoa; Kinetoplastea; Trypanosomatida; Trypanosomatidae
Source: the annotation of a GenBank genome assembly